CAACAACAGCGGCCGGCUGGACGACGAGGACGAGGAGGAGGACGAGGAGGAGGAGGAGGAGAUGGACCAGGACAGCGACGACUUUGAGAACUCGGAGGACAGCGGGCGGGAGGAGGACGGAGAGGAGGGCGGCCGCCUCCACUCCCCCUCCCUCAGGAACAAUAUCUCUGACCCCAACGACAACGUGGAGGUGUCGUCGGAGCAGCACCCCCGCACCCCGGCCUCGCCCUUCAAGACAAAGAUGAAGAGAAAGUUGGACCAUGGCCCCGAGGUCCGAUCUUUCCCUUCAGGAAAAAAGCCCUGCAAAGGCUCAGAGUACCCAAGCCCGACAGGACUUGUUCCGUACCCGGCCACGCCCACCACAUUCGGGGACCUGCGGGCAGCCAAUGGGCAGGGCCAGCAGCGGCGCCGCAUCACCUCCAUCCAGCCGCCCUCCGGGCUCCAGGAAUGGCUCCGGACCUUUCAGAGCUGGAGUGGGCCGGAGAAGCUGCUGGCCCUGGACGAGCUCAUCGACAGCUGUGAGCCCACGCAGGUCAAACACAUGAUGCAGGUGAUCGAGCCGCAGUUCCAGAGGGACUUCAUCUCCCUGCUGCCCAAAGAGCUGGCCCUGUAUGUGCUGUCCUUCCUGGAGCCCAAGGACCUGCUGCAGGCGGCGCAGACCUGCCGCUACUGGCGCAUCCUGGCCGAGGACAACCUGCUGUGGAGGGAGAAGUGCAGGGAGGAGGGUAUUAACGAGGCGCUGCACGUCAAGAGGAGGAAGGUGAUGAAGCCCGGCUUCAGCCACAGCCCCUGGAAGAGCGCCUACAUCAGACAGCACAGGAUAGACACCAACUGGAGGCGAGGAGACCUAAAAUCCCCCAAGGUGCUUAAAGGUCACGACGACCACGUGAUCACCUGCCUCCAGUUCUGUGGCAACCGCAUCGUGAGCGGGUCGGACGACAACACGCUCAAGGUCUGGUCGGCCGUCACGGGAAAGUGCUUGAGGACGCUGGUGGGGCACACGGGCGGCGUGUGGUCGUCCCAGAUGAGGGACAGCAUCAUCAUCAGCGGCUCCACGGACCGGACGCUCAAGGUGUGGAACGCAGAGACGGGCGAGUGCAUCCACACCCUGUACGGCCAUACCUCAACCGUGCGCUGCAUGCACCUGCACGAGAAAAGGGUGGUGAGUGGGUCUCGGGACGCCACGCUGCGGGUGUGGGACAUCGAGACGGGCCAGUGUUUACACGUGCUCAUGGGCCACGUGGCGGCGGUGCGCUGCGUGCAGUACGACGGCAGGCGGGUGGUGAGCGGUGCCUACGACUUCAUGGUCAAGGUGUGGGACCCCGAGACGGAGACCUGCCUGCACACGCUACAGGGCCACACCAACAGGGUCUACUCUCUACAGUUUGACGGGACCCACGUGGUGAGCGGCUCCCUGGACACGUCGAUCCGCGUGUGGGACGUGGAGUCGGGGAACUGCAUCCACACGCUGACGGGGCACCAGUCCCUGACCAGCGGCAUGGAGCUCAAAGACAACAUCCUGGUGUCGGGCAACGCCGACUCCACCGUCAAGAUCUGGGACAUCAAGACAGGACAGUGCCUGCAGACGCUGCAAGGUCCCCACAAGCACCAGAGCGCCGUGACCUGCCUGCAGUUCAACAAGAACUUUGUGAUCACCAGCUCGGACGACGGCACCGUCAAGCUGUGGGACCUGAAGACGGGAGAGUUCAUCCGCAACCUGGUGACUCUGGAGAGCGGGGGCAGCGGCGGCGUGGUGUGGCGCAUCCGCGCCUCCAACACCAAGCUGGUGUGCGCCGUGGGCAGCCGCAACGGCACCGAGGAGACCAAGCUGCUGGUGCUGGACUUCGACGUGGACAUGAAGUGAGGGACCCCCCCCCCCCCAGGGGGGAGGGGGUUUCAGUGCGUCUCGCCGCGUUACGUCAAAACACUCCCCCCUCACCACCCCCCCACGCCCUUUCCCCCUCUCCUACACCACCCCCACACAACCUGACCCCUGCUACCCUCACCACCACUGCAGCUCACCCCAAUGGGGGGUGCUCUCUCAUCCCCCGUGCGGUCUGCUGGGAAGGGGAGGGGGGG
Megalops cyprinoides (Indo-Pacific tarpon) is the source of this 2079-nucleotide messenger RNA. Its product is annotated as F-box/WD repeat-containing protein 7. Lineage: Eukaryota; Metazoa; Chordata; Actinopteri; Elopiformes; Megalopidae. Bases 62 to 1864 code for a protein of 600 amino acids. Gene Ontology annotation, biological process: proteasome-mediated ubiquitin-dependent protein catabolic process; ubiquitin recycling. Gene Ontology annotation, cellular component: cytoplasm; nucleus. The transcript has 11 exons. Gene Ontology annotation, molecular function: ubiquitin binding. The record is from RefSeq and is a predicted model, not a curated record.